This is a messenger RNA of Mus musculus (house mouse), 10386 nucleotides long. RefSeq names its product transmembrane serine protease 7 (gene Tmprss7). Gene Ontology annotation, biological process: proteolysis. NCBI's taxonomy places the organism in Eukaryota, Metazoa, Chordata, Mammalia, Rodentia, Muridae. The transcript has 18 exons. The coding region runs from base 7801 to 10287 and encodes 828 amino acids. Gene Ontology annotation, cellular component: plasma membrane. Gene Ontology annotation, molecular function: serine-type endopeptidase activity. The record is from RefSeq and is a predicted model, not a curated record.
CUCUCUCUCUCUCUCUCUCUCUCUCUCUCUCUCUCUGUGUGUGUGUGUGUUUCUGUAACAUGUCUCUGGAGGCCAAAAGAUACCUAAAUAUAUUAUCCUCAGAAAUACUUUCCACCUCCUUUGAGACAGGAUCUCUCGCUGGCUGGGAUCUUUCCAGUUAGGCUAGGUUGGUGGCCAGCAAGCCACAGGGAUCUUUGUGUCUCUCUCAAUGAUAGGACUACAAAUAUAUAUCACCAUAGUUAUUUUUGUGAAGGUGCUGGGAAUUCAACUCAAGUCUUCCCUUUUUUUUUCAAGAUACAUACUUAGUGAACUGCACCAUUCUCCUUGACCUCAGGGGUCCCACUCUUUAAUCCUUUUGAUUUUUAAACUUUUCUGUUUUUAUAUCACCUUAUUGCAGUAGAAAUAAUAAAUAUCGAUGAAUAACCUUUACUUGUACUAUUAUUGUCUUUUUCCUUGAGAGUUUCAUACAUGUAUACUAUGAAAUAUGACCAUGUUAACCCCCCCCAUUUUCUCCCUCUAACUUUCCCCAUAUUCCUCCACCACACGUUGCUCUCCAAACACAUCUCUUCAUUUUUAUGAUAGCUCAUUAAUUUGAAUUAGUAUUACCCAUAAGUGCAUCGAAGGGAGGCCAUCCACUGAAACACAGAAACACCUACCAUUGGGAACACCUUCAAGAAAGAAUAAUUCUUCCUCCCCAAGAUCUAUCAGUUGCCAAUGGCUCAUCCAUAAGGGAUAGGGUUUGGCAAGCACCUCCCCAUCAGUGAAAGGCCCCAUUCUUCAGGCUAACAUUUGGAGACUGGGGGAGGUGCUAGGCUCAUAAUUAUUAACAUGAAUCUUAGAGUGAUCCAUACAUUCAUAUUCUAGCACAUGUUUAUUUUUCAUGUGCUAAAUGUCAGACUCUGUCUAUACAGUCCAUAUCCUUUAAUGAUUAUAACAGUCUCAAAACAUAUUUCCAUAAUUUUUCUUUUUAAAACAGGAGAAUAAAUCUGAUUUUGUGGGCCAGAUAUAGUGGCACAUUUCUUUAAUCCCAGUUCUAGAGGAGCAGAGGUAGACAGAUUUCUGUGAGUUUGAGAUUAGUCUGAUCUACAUAGAGUUUUAGGCCAGCCAGGGCUACAGAAUGAGACCCUUUCUUAAACAAACAAACAAACAAACAAACAUGCCCAAAUUUCUGAAUUGUGAAUACUAUUAUUUCCAAGCCUUAUAAAUAUCACAGCAUAAUACUACCUUCUGCAUCCAAGACCCAGGGCUGAGCUUCAGGGAGUACCUGAGUAAAACUGUGGUCUUUGCACUCAAAUAGCACUUGAUCUCCCCCCCCCCACCCCCAGAACAAAUGCACAAUGAAGACUUUUUCCAGGUGUAGCUCAGGAAAUCACAGAUAUGUCGAUUUCUCUGGACCCAGCUCAAGGGGUGGAUUUAAUACUUUCCUGCGUGUAUAUAAAUAACUCAUAUUUAAUGUAGCUUAUAAUACACUGGAAACUUUCACGUGAAAUUAGAUCGGAAUUUUUCCUGCAAACCUACGUAGAUAUUAUGCAAAUCUGGCAUAUUUUUCAGAGGGGAAGAGUGAGGUAAGGUAACUGAAGUAUUCAUGUUGGGUACAAUUUAAUUUUGAGAAGGAAAUGUCUGAAACAUUUCCCCUAUAUAGCAAAAGAAGCAAAGUUCAUGAAAUUACCUAUUUGUCAAUAUUGUAUGAAAUAACCUAAGUGAUUAACUAAUAACUAAUACAACAACUAAAAUUUUCGGAGCACCCAGAUGUAUCAGCUUCUAUGCUAUGCUUCAGCUAGCAUAAAGAACAAGGAUUCCCCUAGCUAGUCGCUAGUAGGUGGUGUAGGUUCAUCAUGAGAAGAGUCAGGCAGCAAACCUGCUGUACAAUUACUUCUGAGUAGACGGCUCUGGAAAAUGUCUCUCAAGGUUUGACACCAGCCCUGUAAACAGGUUCCCUCCUCCGCUGUUUUGCUAACACACCAACGACAGAGGAAUGGAUCUGAAGAGCCUUAGCUCAGAGUAAAGGGAUUUGGCAGCUGUGGGUGACGGUGGGAGGAUGCUAACAGAGACUUCUAGUGAUGAAAAUUCAACUUAUAAAAGUGGAAAACUAUCAUUUAAGUCAGAAUUCUUUCUGGUCUUGUUGAUCCUGUGAGGGAUCAGUUGGCAGAGACAUCCACUCAUAUACCCUUUAUGCCUAAAGAGAAAGGAAUAGGAUGCCACAAAGUGCCUCAAAGCACCAGAAGCUUGUUGCAGAAGCAGCAAGACUCCAUUAGGGCCUUCUUCAUGUUGGUAGGUCUAUGAACUUAAUCAACUGUAGUCUACCAUUCUCACGAGAACAGUAAGCAUGAGACAACCAGGAGACCCUCUGUAAAUCAAUACUUACCUGAAUAUUUUCAACUUUGGGCAAGACUAGAAGAGAUGCCAGUGGGAUCAACAAAAAGUAACUUAGUUGUUAUAACACAAACCACACAGAGACAUUGUUUGUGUUGGCUGAAACAAAGCUGAACCUUAGACACCAAAGAUAAAACAAACAAACAAAACCCAAUAAGCUCUAUGUACUCCCUUAGUUGAGCCAGGCUCUAUCUAUAUCUGUAUCUGUAUCUGUAUCUGUAUCUGUAUCUGUAUCUGUAUCUGUAUCUGUAUCUGUAUCUGUAUCUGUAUCUGUAUCUGUAUCUAUCUGUAUCUGUAUCUGUAUCAUCUGUAUCUGUAUCUGUAUCUGUAUCUAUCUGUAUCUGUAUCUGUAUCUAUCUGUAUCUGUAUCUGUAUCAUCUGUAUCUGUAUCUGUAUCUGUAUCUGUAUCAUCUGUAUCUGUAUCUGUAUCUGUAUCUAUCUGUAUCUGUAUCUAUCGCAUCUAUAUAUCUGUAUCUAUAUAUCUGUAUCCACAUCUAUCUAUCUACCUACCUAUCUAUCUAUCUAUCUAUCUAUCUAUCUAUCUAUCUAUCUAUCUAUCUAUCUAUCUAUCUGCUUAUGGUAGAAAAGAUCCAACUUAAUUCUGAAAUGGUUCAUCUUUUUGGGGGGAGAAAGCAGGAUAGGUCUGAUUUCUGACAUUGGUGUUGUGGACGUCAAUCCCAAUAUCUCUACUCUGGAAGUAACGAGUAGAACAUAUACCAGGGUGCAUUUCUUACUUGGUGUUUGUAAAUUAUAUUAAAGCUGUUGAGACCAUUAAUUGAAAGCAACGAGGAGCAAGCAGUUGAAUAGGACGUUGUUCAGAUUCCAGCUUCUGCACACAGUGUGUGGAGUGGUUGUCCCGACAACCACACUGAAACUGUGAGAAUGGAGUAGCAGGAAAGACAUGAACUUGCUGCCAAUGCCAACUGCAAGGCCGAGCAGGACUUGACUCCUGGCUCAGGGUUGUUAAUCUCCAGGCCAGUGUAGGCCACAGAACACAUAUCUACAAUGCCUUGGAGGGGCAUUUUCAUUCGUUUUAUCAACAUUUCUCCAUUCUCAGCCUAUUUUGUAUUCAUGCUUCAUUUCAUUCUUUAUUAAGAAUUAUUCUCAUCUUCCAUUGUUUUUGUAUUUUCCUAGUAAUUUACUGUCAUUCCUUUUUAAUAUUAUGAGCCUUUCAUGAUUUCCAAAAUCAGUACUUUCAGUGCAACAGAUAUGUUCUGUUAUCAAGAAAUUAGCCAGUUAAGCUUCUCCUGUGAGACAGGGGUCAAAUGUAGCUCAUGAAAGUGAUAGAUUUCUGUGAGAUUACUGCUUUCUGUAGACCAGUCUGGGCCUCGCACUGUCUGUCUGGUUAAGCCUGUGAGUCAACGUGGCUGUGGUAAGUCCACACCAUUGUUUGUCACUUAAUCUUAACCAAAAAGUCAAUAAGCAAAACCCCAGUGCUCCUUAAUCCAACCACAUGUAUAGACUGAAUUGAGCACUUCUCAUAUAAAACAUUUUCAAAAGAAAAGCAGAGCUUUGUAGUAGGACAAUUAAACCAGAACAAAAGGGCUACCAGCUCGCUGUACUUUUAUUUUGCCCUUUCCCAAGGAUGAAUAUGGUUGACCAUGGAUGAUUCCACCUGAGUCAAGCAAAAUCCACAUGAGGAUAGUGGCAAUCCAAUAAACAUCAAUGACUGCUGGCAAAUGAUCAGAAGCAAGAAAAAGGAGGUCUCAAAGGAAGCACAGCUCUACCAUCACCUUAAUGUCGCAUUUCUGGCCUCAAGGACUGUGGGACAGUAAGGUUCUGCUGCGGCUGUGUAGAUUUCCCAGUCUGUGGUGGUAUGUUCUGCAAGUUUAGAGAGAGUCCUUUGUGCUGUGAGUGUCAAGAAUGCAGUGUCUUGACUUGCACCUUGUUCACUUAGCAGGGUGUGUUUGGAGUGGACCGUGGGGGAAUCCCUUCAUCUUCAACUGUGUGUCUAUUGCUUCAUGUAAAAGUCAUACAGUUCUCAUGCGCUGAUUCCCUCAGUUGUGAUGUGGACACAGUGUGAGAACAGCAUCUACCUGGACCAUGUUGCAACACUCAUGACACUUAAGGGGAAAAGAGAAGUAACUUAAAUGAGCCGAUGCUCAUCCUGCUUUUGAAGCCCAACUUUUAUGUGUUCUGCCAGAACCCGUGAGACUGUAAGAGGCUAACUGACUAGCUUGUAAAUAGGGUGGAACCAAGCCCAAAACCUAAUAAAAUUCUGUCAAGGCUCUCUCUCCUUCCUAUCUAUCAAGGCUAUUGUGUGGAAGAUGAUAGCUUUGCCUGAUGUAAGGUUGGAGAUUGAAAUAGAUAUGAUAAUUCAUGAACAAGGCAAUGUGAGAGGUGCCAUAAAGUACAGCUUGAUGAAUUCUUCUAAUUGAGGUCUCAAAUAGUAGCAUGCAUUGCAGAGCUUUUAAAGCCAAACAAAAAAAAAAAAAGAAAAAGAAAAAGAAAAAGAAAAAAGAGAAAAAGAAAAGAAAAGAAAAGAAGCAAAAUAGCAAGAGAUUGCUUUGGGUUGGAAUGCAUACCUUGCAGAAGUGCUAGAAGGAGUGCUGCUGAUGUCAUCCUUCUCUAUGGCUCAGGCUAAUCUUUACAUCUCUGGGAUCAUACAUCUUACCGUAUGGUGUAAUUGGCAGCUUGCAUACCUCCAUUAAACAAUGACAUAAGCCAUGCACACCUUGAAUCCCAGCACUCAGGAGGCAGAGGCAGGUGGAUCUCUGAGUUCGAGGGCAUCCUGGCCUAUAAAGUGAGUUCUAGGACAGCCAAGGCUACACAGAGAAACCCUGUCUUGGAAAACCAAACCAAACCAACCAAAAGCAGUAACAAAAAAGUAAAAUAUUUUAUCAUUUAAAAAUACUUGCUAUGUGUCACCGAAUGCCAAGCAAGAAGGGUAUAAGCAGAUGGAUGGAGGGGGACAUUGAGAAAUAAAGUCUGAAAUGCAUGAUUUGAUGGAUGUGUUUCUGCGACAGAAGGACACAGUCAGGUGUUUUGGUGUCACACUAAGAAAGCUCUUCAAUAGCAGAAUGCAGGGGCAGAUGAAAAGAGCUUCUGUUCAUAAAGGAAUAAAGUGAGGCUGGAAGCUUUGUUUUUCAGUAUUGAACACACACGUCAGCUUCAGCAUGGGUGGGGCCUAAAGGAGGGAACCCCGUUAAAGACACAGAGUCCUCCAGAUCAAAGAUGAUUUUUUCCUUUUUUAAAGAUCCAUGGGAUAUGACUGGAAGCAUUAUGAUCACAGUCCUUCUUGUGGGUCAAAAAGGAAAGGAAAGUCAUCAGUUUAUUACCGAGCACUAGCGAUGACCAGAACAACCUUGACAUUCCCACCCCAUCCCGAGGGCUUGGCAGUGAGCGACAGUCAGAUGGCAGCUCUCUGUGUGUGUGCAUUUAUCAUAGCAGGGGGAAGAGGAGCCUAAGUGAUGGAAAUGCACUUCUUAGCUGCUGCAAAGCUGGCCUCACCCGCAGUUAAGGCAAAGAUGGACGAGUCACCUCCCACUGCAGGGUGCCUCUGUGCCAAGGUCUCAGAACCUUGCCUAUGCUGGAUGCAUGACUCAGGGCUAAGUCAAGCCUUCAGUGUGCAGUAGCUUUGGUGCAGAGAGUUGAAACACUUGCAAGGUUUUUAUGGGUUGAAUUUACCCUGAGGUUAAGGUUGUUUUCUCCAUGGCAACUGCUGACCCUAAUGGAGAGAUAUUUCUCCCUGGAGCUAGGCCACUGCGAGCUCUCUGCUUGCAUUGCUUCCCUCUGCACAGGACCUCUACUGAUGAUAGGGACUGCCUUUCAAGCUGUUCGUGAUGGGAACAUUAGCCUGCAUUUGAUCUUUAUGUUGUCUUUUGUGAUAUGUUCUGGAAUUUAAGGAACUCUUUCCCAGAACAUCAGUAACAGUCAAAACAAUAAGGAGGUUGAAGAAUGCUUGUUCUCCAAACUGCUUACCAGCUUAUCUGUCUUGUACUCCAGCUUUCCUCACAUCUAUUCAGAUCUAUGGCUGUCUGGUGUAUUUCACUCCAGAAAUGAUCCUUUCCUGACCAGCAUCAUAUAUAUAUAAUCUUUUUUUUUACAGUCCAGUCAUUAUACUAUUCAAGAUUCACCAGAUCUGAAAGUUUCUCAUCCCAUUCUUCCUCCCCACUCCCACCCUGCCCUACUCCAGACCUCCCCACUCCCUGGAGCCUCAAGUCUCUCCAACAGUUUGGUGCUUCUUUUCUCACUGAGGACAGACCAGGCAGUCCUCUGCUAUAUACGUGUUGGGAGCUUUUGACCAGCUAGGGUAUGCUGCUUGGUUGGUGGCUCAGUGUCUGAGGGAUCUUAGGGGUCCAGAUUGGUUGAGAAUGCUGGUCUUCCUAUGGGGCUGCCCUCCUCCACAAUCCCUUCCAGCCUUUCCCUAAUUCAACCACAGGGGCCCCAGACUUCCGUCCACUGGUUGGGUGUGAGUAUUUGCAUCUGUCUCUGACAGCUGCUUGUUGGGCCUCUCAGAGGGCAGCCAUGCUAGGCUCCUGCCUGUAAGGACAUCAUAGCGUCUUAGCAAGAAACAUUUAGAACUUUGCAUUGAACGAACUUAAUGUCAUCAGUAAAUCUGCCCACAUCUAGAGUCUACCCUUAACAGUCAGAUGCUUGUCUUGGCAUAUAUCUCUUCACUCAAACUGGACUGUAUUUUGUUUUUUUGUUUGUUUUUGAGAUUGUAUUUUAGUGACUUUUCUCUCUUCUCUUUCCUCCCCUCAAGCCUCCCAUACACCCCAUCCUUGAGUUCCUUCAAAUUAAUGUUCUUUCUCUUUAUUAAUCAAUUGUCAUUACAGACAUAUAUGUAUGUGUACAUUGCUAAAUAUAACCCAUCGAGUCCACAUAAAGUUCCUGUCCUUCAGUUUCUGUCUCCAAAGUUCUAGGAUUAAGAACCAUGCCCGGUUUAAUGGCUUGCUUUUUCUAUAGUAUAACCAGUGAAGACUUCUUGGCAUAAGAAGAAUAAUCCUGCUGGUAGUCUGAGCAAACGAGCCAGGUGUUGUAGACUCAGAAAGGCUUGAAGAAGGCAGAUGUGAAGAGCAAAUGCAAGUGGACCAUUCUGACGUUAUAUUUAAGAUGAGGACACAGAGAGGUCAGUAGGAAGCUGUGUGCUUGGUUAACUCAAUCUUAAUAAGACUUGUCAAUAUGUUGGGACUGAUGGAUUGCCUUUCCGAUAGGAACUGAGUCCUUGGCUCAUCAUAGAGCUACAUACAGAAACCCAUCCUUGUCAGUGACCUGCUGCAUGCUAGGUCCCUUUAACUUUACAGUGAAGCAGGAAGACAGCUUCAGUUUCUGAACUGGACCCGGGUGGUAAGCUGAUUCCGUUCCCCUGUAAGCUAGCUGAACAAACGGCAACUGCCUCUCCAUUCUUUUCAAGCUAGCAUGGGAGGAAGCGAGUGAACACGGGCCUGCAGACUUCCCUACGUGGUCACACACACGAGACAGAAAAUGGAUAAAGAAAAAAGUGAUCCUUCCUGCAAGUCCUCAGACCUCAAAAUAUCCAACAUCUCCAUCCAGGUGGUCAGUGUCCCAGGGAAGCUACCAGGGAGAAGACCACCUCGAAAACCCAUUGGCAAACCCAGGCCCCGCAAGCAGCCUAAGAAGAGAGCUCCCUUUUGGAAUGUUCAAAAUAAGAUUAUUCUCUUCACAGUGUUUUUAUUCAUUCUGGCAGUCACAGCCUGGACACUUCUAUGGCUCUACAUCAGUAAGACAGAGAGCAAAGAUGCUUUUUAUUUUGUUGGAAUGUUCCGCAUCACCAACAUUGAGUUCCUUCCUGAGUACCGGCAGAAGGAGUCUAGGGAAUUUCUCUCCAUGGCAAAGACAGUACAGCAAGUGGUAAACCUUGUUUAUACAACAUCUGCUUUCUCCAAAUUUUAUAAGCAGUCUGUGGUUGCAGACGUCAGUAACAACAAAGGCGGUCUCCUGGUCCACUUUUGGAUUGUGUUUGUUAUGCCACAUGCCAAGGGCCACAUCUUCUGUGAGGAGUGUGUGGCGGCCAUCUUGAAGGACUCCAUUCAAACCAGUAUCAUAAACCGCACUUCUGUGGGGAGCUUGCAGGGUCUGGCUGUGGAUAUGGACUCUGUGGUAUUAAAUGCUGGGCUCCGGUCAGAUUACUCUUCAGCUGUAGGAUCUGACAACGGCUGCUCCCGGUACUUGUAUGCAGACCAUCUGACCCUCCGCUACCCUCUGGAGAUUUCCGCAACCUCGGGACAACUAAUGUGUCACUUCAAGUUGGUGGCCAUCGUGGGUUAUCUGAUUCGUCUCUCCAUUGAAUCCAUCCAAUUGGAAGCCGACAACUGUAUCACCGACUCCCUGACUGUUUAUGACUCCCUCUUGCCAAUCCGGAGUGCCAUUCUAUACAGAAUCUGUGAACCCACAAGAACACUAAUGUCCUUCGUUUCUACAAAUAAUCUCAUGUUGGUGAUACUGAAGUCUCCUUAUGUGCGAAGGCUGGCAGGGAUCCGAGCAUAUUUUGAAGUCAUUCCAGAACAAAAAUGUGAAAGCACAAUACUGGUCAAGGAAAUCAACAGCUUUGAGGGGAAAAUCUCAAGUCCGUAUUACCCAAGUUACUAUCCUCCGAAAUGCAAGUGCACCUGGACAUUCCAGACUUCCCUAUCAACUCUCGGCAUAGCCCUGAAAUUCUACAACUAUUCCAUAACUAAGAAGAGUGCAAAAGGCUGUGAGCACGGCUGGUGGGAGAUUAAUGAACACAUGUACUGCGGCUCCUACAUGGAUCAUGAGACCAUUUUCCGGGUGCCCAGCCCCCUGGUCCACAUCCAGCUCCAAUGCAGUUCCAGGCUUUCAGACAAGCCACUCUUGGUAGAAUAUGGCGGUUACAACAUCAGUCAACCGUGUCCUGCAGGAUCUUUUAGGUGCUCCUCCGGUUUGUGUGUCCCUCAGGCCCAGCGUUGUGACGGAGUGAAUGACUGUUUCGACGAAAGUGAUGAACUUUUCUGUGUGACUGUAAAACCUGCCUGCAACAGCAGCAGCUUCCGGCAGCAUGGCCCUCUGGUCUGUGAUGGCUUCCGGGACUGCGAGGAUGGUCAGGACGAGCAAAACUGCACUAGAAGCAUCCCAUGCACCAGUAGGACCUUUAAAUGUGGCAAUGACAUUUGCUUCAGGAAGCAAAAUGCACAAUGUGAUGGUAUAGUGGACUGUCCAGAUGGAAGUGACGAGGAAGGCUGCGGCUGUAGCAGGAGUUCUUCCUUCCUUCACCGAAUCGUUGGUGGUUCUGACUCCCAGGAGGGGACCUGGCCAUGGCAGGUCAGCCUCCACUUUGUUGGAUCAGCCUACUGUGGUGCCUCAGUCAUCUCCAGGGAGUGGCUUCUCUCUGCAGCCCAUUGUUUCCAUGGAAACAGGCUGUCUGACCCCACGCCAUGGACUGCUCACCUUGGGAUGUAUGUGCAGGGGAAUGCCAAGUUUAUCUCUCCAGUGAGAAGGAUUGUGGUCCAUGAAUACUACAACAGCCAGACUUUUGACUAUGACAUUGCCUUGCUGCAGCUCAGCAUAGCCUGGCCUGAAACCCUGAAACAGCUCAUUCAACCAAUAUGCAUUCCUCCAGCGGGCCAGAAAGUGCGCAGUGGGGAGAAGUGCUGGGUGACUGGCUGGGGGAGAAGGCAUGAAGCAGAUAGUAAGGGCUCCCCGGUUUUGCAGCAAGCGGAGGUAGAGCUCAUAGAUCAAACCGUCUGUGUUUCCACCUAUGGGAUCAUCACGUCGCGCAUGCUCUGUGCAGGGGUUAUGUCUGGCAAGAGCGACGCCUGCAAAGGAGAUUCAGGAGGACCUUUGUCUUGUCGAAGAAAGAGUGAUGGAAAAUGGAUUCUGACUGGCAUUGUUAGCUGGGGACAUGGAUGUGGAAGACCCAAUUUUCCUGGUGUCUACACAAGGGUGUCAAGCUUUGUUCCCUGGAUUCAUAAGUAUGUCCCUUCUCUUUUGUAACUGUAACAGAUGGAUUGUUAACUGUGACUUAUAUGAGGAUAGAUCCUUGAAAAAGAAUGUAAGUAUUAUCAAUAAAAUUAAUCAUUUUUUCAACUGAAA